Messenger RNA from Stegostoma tigrinum, 2042 nucleotides. RefSeq names its product probable G-protein coupled receptor 139. Lineage: Eukaryota; Metazoa; Chordata; Chondrichthyes; Orectolobiformes; Stegostomatidae. The record is from RefSeq and is a predicted model, not a curated record. The transcript is spliced from 2 exons. Gene Ontology annotation, molecular function: G protein-coupled receptor activity. Gene Ontology annotation, cellular component: membrane. Gene Ontology annotation, biological process: G protein-coupled receptor signaling pathway. The coding region runs from base 15 to 995 and encodes 326 amino acids.
AGCUUCUGAUAGACAUGCACGGAUUAGUGAAAGGUCUACAGUUUGCCAUUUACUAUUCCUUUGUUGCAGUGAUCGGAGUUCCAGCUAACUUGGCAGUAAUUGUGAUCUUGUCCCGAAGAAGAUGCGGUCUCUCUGGAUGCAUCAUUUAUUACUUGCUGUCCAUGGCAGUGGCAGAUCUUCUAGUAAUAGUCACGGCUGUGAUACUAAAUCGGAUGGCUGGGAUUUUUUCACCUUUUAGUUUCCUAUCUCUCACACCAGUAUGCAGUAUGCGUACUGCAAUAAACUUUGCAGUUGUCGACAGCUCAGCCUGGUUAACAGUCACUUUCACAUUUGAUCGAUUUGUGGCCAUUUCUUGUCAGAAACUGAAAGUAAAAUAUUGCACAGAGAAUUUGGCUAUAGUAAUUAUAGGUAUAGUUUCCACAUUUUCCUCUCUAAAAAGUGUCUUCAUAUAUUUUGCAUUUGAACCUGUCUACAUAUUGAACAAAAUACCCUGGCUCUGCACAGUAAAAUACAUAUUUUACACAUCUCCUGCAUGGACAGCAUAUGACUGGUUUCGCUGCAUUAUAAACCCUCUGCUCCCAUUCAUUCUCAUUUUACUGCUCAAUGCUCUGACUGUCAGACACAUUCUAGCAGCUAAUAGAGCCCGUAGGAGACUCAGGACCCAGAAGAAUGGCGAGAAUCAGAGUGACCCAGAAAUGGAGAAAAGGAAAAAGUCCAUUGUUUUGCUCUUUGCAAUCUCGGGCAGUUUUAUUCUGUUAAAUUUAUUAUUUUUUGUCACGAUCUUCAACAUCCGAAUUGGGAAUGCUACUUAUCACUCAGGCUCUGCCAACAGUAAGUCCGCAUUUACACUUCAAGAAGGCGGAUAUAUGCUUCAAAUAUUGAGUUCCUGCAUCAAUCCGUUUAUUUAUGCUGGGACCCAGAGUAAAUUCAGAACUGAGUUAAAGAAUGGGAUUAAAUACCCGUUAAGCCUACUGAUCAAUUUAAGACAGAUCUGAGUCUGGAAAAUCCAGCAAGAAUUAUUUGAAUACUUAUUAUUUUUGCAGGACAUGCAAAUGUUGCUAAAUACUGGAACAACCACUGAUCGAGUCCCCUUCUCAGUCCAGAUUCUGUCUAUGCUGAUGCUCUGAAUUGAUUCCCGACAGUCCUUACGUGGAUACCCACAAUUUGCUGAAACGGUUCUUGAUGCUCAAUCAACCCCCUGCAAUAUUUACAGUUACGGCCCUUUCCAUGACUGCAGAAUCAUGACCAUAGUCUGAAAUUCAUCACGUUUGGGUUCUCCCACAGAUUGUGAGAUGACAACUGUCUCCGUGAUUGUAACACUUUUCCACGAACGAUAGGCUGCUGACAAAAUUAAGAGCAUUUUCACUAGUUUUAGUAGUGGGUGUUUGAUGUACACUCUAUGACAUUGUUUUCCCUUUUGCUAUGUGGACUAUCAUUUUCACACUCCCAGGAAAACGCACAGAGACCCGGUGCAGGGAGGCGAGAGAUAAUAAUCAGCAAUAACAUGGGCUGUACAACCUUUCUCAACUUCUACUGAUCGAUAUGGAUAAUGGUUUGGUCAUUUAUUUGAGCCAGAGCAAAUUUCUUGUGUAAACGAAAUUUAAUAAACGCGGGGAAAAGCACAACAUUGAGGAAACUACACAAAAGAUGAAGUCUUAUUGAACUCGAGCUGAUUAUUUUCCAGACGUACAACUUGGGUGCCAAACAGUCUGACCAAUAAUUUAUCAUUAGAUUUAUAAAAUAGCAAAGAAUAUUUGGAGGCUAUGAAAACGUUGGUGCGUAUAUCAAACAUGUUGCCUCCAACAAUUUCGACUUCCUUGUCUUCCUCGUAAAUUAUUCGUUUUGUUGAGCAACGUUCAAGGUUUGGUCAAUAGUCAGGCCAUGUGACGAUGGCAGAUUUCCUUCCACAGAGAAAUUAGUUACAUAGCUGAGCGAGUUUGUUGCUUCCAGGACAAACAGCAUUAGUUGCAUAGUCGCUGCUCGCUAGUAUUCUUUUUCAUUUGAGUCACAUUGGUGUUCGAACCCACAUCUCAAAAACAUUA